UAUGGUGUGUUAACGGUUAUGAUUAUUAUGGUCGUCAACAACAUACUAACAUUACUAACCUACGUAUCGCCAUAUAUUAUCUAUGUUUACGACAAGCAAAUUCGUCAUAUCAAAUAAUUGAAAAACCAUUUAAGUACGUGAUAAAAAUAAAAAGUGAAAGUUGUCAUGAUUAAGCACUUUUACUGAUUGAAUGCGUUGUAAAGAAAAUUGAGAUAUUUAGGUAUAUAUAUUAAGUGUAAUUUUUUAAACAUAAAUACAUUGUGUUACUGUGAAAAUUAAUAGUGAUUAGUGUUCCAACGUUUCAAACAAUAAGGUUUCAAAGAAGAUAUUAACAAGAAUGAGUUUAAAACAUUUAGCAGCAGGAUCAAAACCAGUUCCUACAAUAGAGGGAAAGCUUAGACUUUAUUCCAUGAAAUUUUGUCCAUAUGCUCAGCGAGCAAGAUUGGUAUUGCUGGCAAAAAAUAUUAGUCAUGAUAUUGUAAAUAUAAAUCUUAUGAAUAAACCUGAAUGGUACUUUAAAAUUCAUCCAGAAGGAAAAGUUCCUGCUUUGGAUACAGGAUCUAAAGUUAUUGUUGAAAGUCUUGUUAUUGCUGACUUUCUAGAUAAUGAAUAUCCCAAUAUACCAUUAUAUCCAGCUGAGCCAGCAGCGCAAGAGAAAGAGAAGCAAUUAAUUAAACAAAUAGAACCUAUUACAGCUCAGUUUCACAAGCUUAUGGUUGAUACAUCAGGAAACCCUGCAGCAUUACUAAAGGAAUUGGCCUCCUUGCUUGAUAUUUUUGAGCAGGAAUUAGACAAGCGUGGGACAUUAUUUUUCUUUGGAAGCAGACCUGGAAUGCUAGAUUAUAUGUUGUGGCCAUGGGCCGAAAGAUCAGCAGCUGUAAAAAUUGCUCAUGGAAAUGAAUGUUCUUUAGAAAAGGACAAGUUUCCAAAGCUACGUGCUUGGAAAUCUGCUAUGUUAGAUGACCCUGCGGUUAAAGCAACCUAUAAUGAGCCAGAAAAAUUCUGGAAACUAGUUCAGGCUAAAGUUAAAAAUGAACCGUUGGACUACGAUUCUAUUUAAAUAUUUUACACUUAUCAGCUUACAUUCCCCUAUUGUUUAAUUCUAACUUAAUUGAAAAAGUUAAAAUAUUUACUUGUAAUUUUAAAUUAAUAGCUGCAGUAUUUGAAAAAGUAUUAAUCUUUUUCAUACAUGUAUAUUGAGCAUACAUAUGUAUAUGUUAGAUUUAUUAAUAUAUUAUACGACAAUAAUUUUUUAUUCAGUAGUAAUAUUUAUGAAGUAUUGAUAUAUUCUAAUUUAAUAUUUAUCUAGUGAUAUAAGUUACUUAACCGAAUUUAAAAUUAUUCUAUUUGGAUUUCUAGUAUUUCUGAUAUUGUGGCAUGCGUUUAGUCAUUAAUAAAUUACAAAAAUUAGGAACAGUAGAUUUUUAUCGAGCGGUUUUUCUAUCCUUUAUUGUUUGAAUACUCGCUUUCUUUAUCAGUCUUAUGUUUGUUUUAAAAAAGUAACAAUUUUCCUAAAGACAAACAACCCCUUCAUACAUUGCGCCGUUUCUGUUAUAGCUAUGAUGUUUAUACUGUUUAAAAGCAAAAGAGCAGAAAUGCUAAGUGACUUCUCAAUGAAAUUGCUGCGAAUUUUAUAAUAAUAAGUAGUUAUGUUUUGCAAUAUUAUUUUAAAAUACAUGGCAACUUGGAGUUAUAGUUCUGAAACUCUCCGUAAUAUGUUUGUCGAUUGCGCCAGCAGGCUUUUAUGAUCAGCACCACGGUGAUUAAUUGUUCUUCAGUAGACUUUUGUUUAUGUCGCGCGGAGGUUAUAUGAAAAUUAAACGAUUAUGCACCAAAGUCAAAAAUAUCGGCUUGCAUAAUUUAAAGAAUACUUAAAAGUGUACCACUAUUUUGUUGUAUUUUUUUUUUUAAGGAUUUUAUGCGGUGAGCUUUUUAGUUUUAAUUUUUAUUGUUAAUCGACAAAAAGCUUCUUAAUUUAUGUGCAAAUCAUUUUUCUUUACAAAUGAAUCUGUUUAUUUUAUAGCAAGUAACUUCUAAAUUAUUUAAAGAAAGGGACCGUUGAACAAAUUCGUUGAUUGCAAGAAUUUGUAUGUAUUUUUAUUUUCGUUUAAUGUGUGCACAACUAACUGUAAUUCUAAUAGCUUAAUUGAUAAUUCCUUCUACAAAUUUCAUCAAAAUGAUAAUUGUAGUGCAUUCUAUGCAGGAAAGUGUUUAUAUUUUCAAUUUUCGGAUUUAAAAAAAAUAAUACAGGCGUAACUGUUUACUGCUAUUUUUCGCAUUUGAACGGUAUAUAAGACAGGCCCAUUAGUCACUCAAGCGGUAAUACGGUCGCAGAUCGUAGGUUGACUGCCUAGACGCUGAGUGAGGGUACCUAUAGCAAAGCGUUAUUAGGUGGAAUAGGCCAAACGGGCGACUGUAAGUCCGGCGGUGUAU
Agrilus planipennis (emerald ash borer) is the source of this 2433-nucleotide messenger RNA. RefSeq names its product pyrimidodiazepine synthase. Gene Ontology annotation, cellular component: cytoplasm. Bases 338 to 1060 code for a protein of 240 amino acids. The record is from RefSeq and is a predicted model, not a curated record. Gene Ontology annotation, biological process: glutathione metabolic process. The transcript is spliced from 2 exons. NCBI's taxonomy places the organism in Eukaryota, Metazoa, Arthropoda, Insecta, Coleoptera, Buprestidae. Gene Ontology annotation, molecular function: glutathione transferase activity; glutathione dehydrogenase (ascorbate) activity.